GCUCAGGCCGGUUCAGAUGGGAGCUGUCAGCCCAGACCUUGAAGCCUCCCAGCUUGUCCAGUCUCUUCCAGAGGCGAUCUUGGAGCUGGGAGCUUAGAGGCUUAGCUCCACCUUUUGGAAAAGAAAACCUUCCUGGUUUUUGCUGGAAAAGCUUGCCAGUGGCUUCCAAGGCUGAGCCAGGGCAGGAGUGCCAAAGCAGGCAGAGCUGGUCCUCCUUACUCUCCUGAUCCUUUCUCUUUUUCCUCCUUCCUGGGGCUGGGGAGAAAAGAGAAGAAGAAGGGGAAAAGAGGAGGAGAGAGGAAGACCUGCAGCUUCAGCUGGAGAAGGAGUCUGUGCGCAAAAGGAAAGCAACGGAUCAGCAAGGACUGUGCGCUUCAGGGAAGAGACUGAUGGGGUGAUGCUGGGGCUUGGGGUUCUGGGUUUGACAUGCAGAGGCUGGCAUUCCUGAGCCUGGCAUCCAGGGGUCCAGGGGUGCUGGAGUCCCAGGUUCAAGCGAGGCGCGGGUGCUGAAAUGGACAGCUCCUCCUGGCCCGCCUGGCCACUCAACAGCUCCGGCAGCCCCGAGAAGCCCUCCGGAGGAGGAGGAGGAGGAGGAGAGCAGCUCUUGGGCAGGUUCUCCACCAUGUCGGCCAUCCUCUUGACCGCCCUCAUGGCCCUCCUGAUCGUGGCCACCGUGGUGGGCAAUGCCUUGGUGAUGCUGGCUUUCGUGGUGGACUCCAGCCUCAGGACGCAGAACAACUACUUCCUUCUUAACUUGGCCAUCUCUGAUUUCCUAGUAGGUGCCUUUUGUAUUCCAUUAUACGUACCCUAUGUACUGACUGGGAGAUGGACCUUUGGAAGAAGCUUUUGCAAGCUCUGGCUGGUGGUUGAUUAUCUGCUGUGCACCACUUCUGUCUUCAACAUUGUGCUGAUUAGCUAUGACAGAUUCCUCUCUGUGACAAGAGCGGUAUCAUAUAGAGCACAACAAGGGGACACCAAGCAAGCUCUCUUCAAGAUGUUGAUGGUUUGGGUCUUGGCCUUCCUGCUAUAUGGACCUGCAAUUAUCAGCUGGGAAUACAUAUCUGGUAGAAGCAUUAUACCUGAUGGGGAAUGUUAUGCUGAAUUUUUCUACAACUGGUAUUUUCUUAUCACAGCUUCCACAAUUGAGUUUUUCACGCCCUUCAUCAGUGUGACAUUUUUCAACUUGAGCAUUUACCUGAACAUCCAGAAACGCACCAAAGUCCGCUUAGAUGUACUUAAUGAGACCCAAAGCCAGAACUUCAUGGAAGAGAUAGAAAUGAGCCAAGAGGUCCAGAUUUCCAUGAAAUGUUGCAAAUGGGAGCAAAGAGACCCAGAGCAAACCCUUGGUGUUCCAAAGUGGAAUGAGCAAGAAGAAAGCAUAAAAGAGAGUACAAAUGUGAAAUAUUCACAGGACUCUAACACAGAAAGUUCAAAGUCUCCCAAUAACAAGGCAAAACCCUCAAGCAAAAAGAAUUAUAAAGACUCAGCAUCCACUCACUCAUUAGAGAAACGGAUGAAGGUGGCCUCCCAGAACAUGUCUCAGCGGUUUAGGCUCAAAAGGGACAAAAAAGUAGCCAAAUCACUGGCAGUCAUUGUGGGCAUUUUUGGUCUCUGCUGGGCACCGUACACCCUUCUCAUGAUUAUCCGAGCUGCUUGUCAUGGUCACUGCAUCCCUGAAUACUGGUAUGAGACUUCUUUUUGGCUCCUGUGGGUCAAUUCAGCCAUCAACCCCAUCCUUUACCCACUCUGUCACUACAGCUUCAGGAGAGCUUUUGUUAAACUCUUGUGCCCCAAGAAAUUAAAGAUCCAGCCUCACAACUCUCUCCAGAAAUGCUGGAAAUGACCUUUUUCAAUCCAUUGUAGGCUAAGAAGGACAUGUUAUCUUGAGUUGUUCAAAGGUAGUUUGCUCCUUUUGAAAGGCAUGAUAACAGAGCUGUCAGGAACUGUGGGUGUAAGUCUCAUACUGUCCAAUGGGACACUGCUACAUGAUAAAAAGCCAUUUUCAGCUGAGUUUGGGCAGAUCUACUGCUUAAAUCUGAGCUCUCCAUCCACACAACCUUAUGAAGAGAGCCUUUUAUCAGAAGCAAAGCAUUAUUCAAAAUUGGCCAUUCCCCAAAAACUAAUUUCAUUGAAUUCAAGGGGACUGAAGUUAAUCUCUACUCAUUUAAGCCGCAGUGAUUUUAGUGGGGCUCCACUAAGAAUGACUAAUUUUGGAUCAAGAAGGGAAGGCAAAAUUUAGGGCUGGCCCAAGUCAUUUUCCUGCCUGAGGGACAAGGGACAUAAGAGCAUAACACUUCCCUCUUUAACUCUUUUGUUGCUUCUUUUAAAGUUGCUUUUUUUCUGCCUAGAGACAGAACCAGCCUUAUUAUUAGCUGUGGUUUAUGUAAAGUCUUUUCUAGCCUUCUUACCUGAGCUUUGUUAACCACUAUGGCCUCUAUACACCUUCCACAAUCCACAAGAGGAUUCCUCAAGAAGUCCUGGGGUUAGAUGGGGAGUGGGGCUAAAGUAGGAGUCUCAGACUGGCACUCAGAUAGCCAACCUUAAUACUUGAUUCACAAUAGCUUUAUGUCUUUCAUUUCAUUUCCACUUUAGCAACAAUUUCCCAAAAUUCUAGGUUGCAAAAAUGGAAAUACUGCCAUAACUUGCCUCUUCCCUCCCUAACACAUUCCCCACGGUGGCUGUUGGCUCCUAGAUCAGUGAAUCCAUUCUGGUCUUUAUCUGGACCUUAAAGGAGCUACAUGUAGUGGUGAGGCUAUUCUUGGGAUAGAAUCCAGCACCUUUGAUAGCCACUUUAAGAUUAGGCUAAAAUCUAGAACACAUUUGCUAUUGCUUCCCCAUUAGAGACACCCCCUGCCCUCCCCUCUACUCACAUGAACAUGUUUGGAGUAGCCAUGACUAACCACAACUCCUGCAGGCAAGUUGACAACAGUUUUUCCCCUCAUCAUGAAUAAUACAAAUAACUCAUAGAAAAUUCCAUGGGCAGCUAAAAUCAAUUUCAGAGCAGAGGAGGAGAAAAUAACAAAAUGGCUUGCAAACCAAAUCCACACCAUUAUUUAUUUAUUAUUCAUUCAUUUUAGGAAUUAUUUGCUGUGCUUCUCCAACACAUUUGAUCAAUUCUUUUGAGAGUUUGUUGUUGUUGUUGUUGUUGUUAAAAUGGAUGUGUUCAUAUGUGCCUUCAAGUCACCCAUCAGCUUAU
Molecule: messenger RNA, 3196 nt
Organism: Sceloporus undulatus (fence lizard)
Lineage: Eukaryota; Metazoa; Chordata; Lepidosauria; Squamata; Phrynosomatidae
Gene: HRH3
Product: histamine receptor H3
Exons: 3
Coding region: 512-1843 (443 amino acids)
Biological process (GO): adenylate cyclase-activating adrenergic receptor signaling pathway
Cellular component (GO): membrane
Molecular function (GO): histamine receptor activity
Source: RefSeq, a predicted model, not a curated record